AUCUUCUUCUCCAAUUAAAUAGUAUUAUCAAACAACAUUUUCUUUAAUUAUUUUGCUCAAUCCUCAAGACCACAAUAAUUUUCAACUUUACAACAAAGCUCUGACCUUGUUCUUCCAAAGUGUAAUCGAAUGCCAUAUCACAAAAUCCCAGGAGAUCAGAUCUUGCCGUUUCAGAAUCAUCAAAAGACAAUCUCUUAAAGCAAUAUUCUAUCAAUUAGGACCACCAAAGCUAUUAGAUGGACGAUUGUCGGGAGAGGAGAAGACGGUGUACGAAACUGAGAGUAAGUACUGAUAAUAACGACAUGGAGAAGAUGAUGCAUAGAGAAAUCGAGAGACAAAGAAGACAAGAAAUGGCUUCUCUUUAUGCUUCCCUUCGUUCCCUUCUCCCUCAUCACUUCAUUCAGAGUAAGCGUUCCACAUCUGAUCAAGUGAAUGAGGCUGCGAACUACAUAACGUAUCUGCAUAAGAAGAUCAAGGAGCUGAGUUCGAAGAGAGAUGAGCUCAUGUUACUCUCUAGAGGAAGCUUCUCUGAUGAUUCUAAGGAUGAGAUGAAGAUGAUGAAUCAUGUGGUGGUUCGUCACUGUUUGGCGGGUCUGGAAAUAGUAUUUAGCAGCCGCUGCUGUGGUGGCCAACCACGGCUUUCUAGUGUUCUUCAAGUACUUAGUGAAAAUGGUCUCUGCCUUCUUAACGCCAUCUACUCUAUUGUUGAUGACAGGGUUAUUUACACCAUACAAGCUGAGGUCAACGAUAUGACUUUGAUAGACUUCAGAAAACUUGAAGAGAGCUUAAUCAGAAUGAAGUAAUAAAAUGGUUGUUGAGUAUAUUUAUAAUUUGGUAAUGUUUGUUUGUCCAUGUGUCAUCUUCAUUGAGAUGCCAUUUAUAAGAUCCGUCCAAAUGAUUCAUCUAAAUGUUAUCCGGCACUGUUCGUUUCUCCAUCAAGAUGGUUCAUCUAGAUGGAUCAUCGAAAUGAACUUCUGUUUUUCUGUUCGUUUCUAUUUUUAUCUAGAUGAAUUUGGUAAACAAAUGACUUAUAUAUCUUUUUUUUAUUUAAUCAUAUUUUAGCUUUGUUUA
Messenger RNA from Brassica napus (rape), 1071 nucleotides. Its product is annotated as transcription factor bHLH36-like. Gene Ontology annotation, cellular component: RNA polymerase II transcription regulator complex. The transcript has 3 exons. Gene Ontology annotation, biological process: regulation of transcription by RNA polymerase II. The coding region runs from base 237 to 803 and encodes 188 amino acids. The record is from RefSeq and is a predicted model, not a curated record. Lineage: Eukaryota; Viridiplantae; Streptophyta; Magnoliopsida; Brassicales; Brassicaceae. Gene Ontology annotation, molecular function: RNA polymerase II transcription regulatory region sequence-specific DNA binding; DNA-binding transcription factor activity, RNA polymerase II-specific; protein dimerization activity.